This is a messenger RNA of [Torrubiella] hemipterigena, 825 nucleotides long. Lineage: Eukaryota; Fungi; Ascomycota; Sordariomycetes; Hypocreales; Clavicipitaceae. The record is from the annotation of a GenBank genome assembly.
AUGUCGAAUGACGAACCCGAAUCAGUACUAUUCCGUCGAGGCACAGAUGGCAUCACAUUGAUUGCCAUAAAUAGAGUACAACGCCGCAAUGCCGUGAAUCCAGCAACCGCUCUGAAGUUAGCCCAAGCAUUCACCUCAUUCGAAGAGGACGAAACACAAAAGAUUUGCGUCUUUCACAGCACACACGGCUCAUUUUGCGCCGGUUUCGACCUUGUAGAACUGGCACAGACGGCUGCGUCCAACAAAACGCCGCCAUCCGUCCAGACACUCAAUGGCCGUGAACUGGGACCUAUGGGCCCGUCGCGGAUGCAAGUCAAGAAGCCCGUCAUCUGUGCUGUCGAGGGAUACGCGGUGGCUGGAGGACUGGAGCUGUCACUGCUGGGAGAUAUUCGAGUUGCUGCUGAAGAUGCCGUCUUUGGUGUCUUUUGCCGUCGCUUUGGCGUACCACUCAUCGAUGGCGGCACGGUGCGUCUACAAGCCAUUGUCGGUCUUGGACGGGCGAUGGAUAUGAUCUUGACAGGCCGACCUGUUACAGCACCAGAAGCACUGCAAAUGGGAUUGGUGAAUCGAGUGGUAGCAAAGGGUCGGGCGUUGGAUGAAGCCAUGAAGAUUGCGAAACAGUUGCUCACCUUUCCGCAAGCAUGCAUGAAUGUCGACCGAACAAACUGCUACUACUCGGCGUACAAUGCCAAAUCAUUUGAAGAUGCUUUGCAGCAAGAGUACAAUUCUGGCGUGCAAGUGGUUUCGACAGAGAGCAUCGCCGGUGCAACCGAGUUUAGCCAAGGCAAGGGGAGACAUGGGGAUUUCAAAACCUCAAAACUUUGA